Messenger RNA from Triticum turgidum subsp. durum (durum wheat), 669 nucleotides. NCBI's taxonomy places the organism in Eukaryota, Viridiplantae, Streptophyta, Magnoliopsida, Poales, Poaceae. The record is from the annotation of a GenBank genome assembly.
AUGGACAUCUACAGCGCGGUGUUCGUCUUCUGCGUCUACGCGGUGGGCACGAUGGAGGUGCAGGUGCUCUCUGCCAUGGCCCUGGCGCGCCGGAAGGCCGCCCCGCCGCCGACGGCGUCCAAGCUCGGGCGGAUGCUGGGCAGCUCCCUCUGCGUGUUCGUCGCCACCUACUUCCUGGUGCACGGCACCCUGAGCGUCCUCGCGCCGUGCCACUUCCAGUGCUUCCGUGUGCGGAUCGCUGCUCUCGUCGCCGGCGUCGUGGACCUCGCUGUCACCGCCAGCAUCAUGCCGCCAAAUAAGUGGCUGCUUUUGCCAAACAUCUCCUGGACAAAAUUGAAGAAGAAGAGACGUACGGCGAUGAAGCCUCUCCCGGUGUCCGUAGCCCUCCUGGCCCUCUUCCUCGCCGCCUCGUACCAGGACCUCGCCGUGGCCGCAGAUGCAGGUGCAGAUGGAGGUGGCGGCGGCGUUCCGGUCCCGGACGGCGUGUGCGAGGGCAAGUGCAAGAACCGGUGCUCGCAGAAGGUGGCCGGGCGGUGCAUGGGGCUGUGCAUGAUGUGCUGCGGCAAGUGCGCCGGCUGCGUGCCGUUGGGGCCGCUGGCCCCCAAGGACGAGUGCCCCUGCUACCGCGACAUGAAAUCCCCCAAGAGCGGCCGCCCCAAAUGCCCCUAG